Olea europaea var. sylvestris is the source of this 1303-nucleotide messenger RNA. Its product is annotated as vacuolar protein sorting-associated protein 28 homolog 1-like. Gene Ontology annotation, cellular component: ESCRT I complex. Bases 296 to 925 code for a protein of 209 amino acids. Gene Ontology annotation, biological process: protein transport to vacuole involved in ubiquitin-dependent protein catabolic process via the multivesicular body sorting pathway. Lineage: Eukaryota; Viridiplantae; Streptophyta; Magnoliopsida; Lamiales; Oleaceae. Gene Ontology annotation, molecular function: protein-containing complex binding. The transcript is spliced from 2 exons. The record is from RefSeq and is a predicted model, not a curated record.
UAUGAAAAUAAUUUCUCGAUUCAACCCCUUACGCAACCUCUGUCCACAACCUGCUCUCUCUCUGGCCUCUGCAACACUCUUUCCAUAAUUCAAAGACGCGUCAGUCAUUCUCCGUAAGCAAUUUUCGUUGAUAUACUCGCCCCUUUACGUGUAUUUAAGAUUUUGUUCAUUUGAUUGAUUUUCUUGGUUGAUAAUGAAAUCGAUCUUUUGAGUCCAGUAAGAAAGAUUUGAUUCUCUUUGCGCGUGACCCGUUCUCUUCUCCAAUCCCAUUUUUUUAGAACUUAGGUUUAUAAAAAUGGAGGUUAAGCUAUGGAAUGACAAGCGCGAAAGAGAGAUGUAUGAUAGUUUUGCUGACCUUUUUGCGAUUAUAAAGGCCACAGAGAAACUCGAGAAGGCUUAUGUUCGUGAUAUUAUUUCGUCUAUAGAGUAUGAAACUGAAUGCCAGAAACUAAUUGCCCAUUUCAAAACCCUGUCUUCCACAUUGAAAGAUAUUGUCCCGAGUAUUGAGCGGUUUCAUGAAACUUAUAAGAUGGAUUGCCCGGCUGCUCUAAACCGCCUUGUCACGUCUGGGGUUCCAGCCACAAUUGAGCAUCGAGUGGCUGCAGCCAUGUCGGCUACCUCCUCUGCCUCCAGUGUGGCUGAAUGUGUGCAAAAUUUUAUCACGGCUAUGGACUCGUUAAAAUUGAACAUGGUUGCUGUUGAUCAGGUUCAUCCAUUGUUGUCUGAUUUGUCGGCUUCCCUCAAUAAGCUCACCAUAUUGCCUCCUGAUUUUGAAGGGAAGAUGAAGAUGAGGGAAUGGAUCGCUAGGCUCUCGAAAAUGGGCGCUGCUGAUGAGCUGACUGAGCAGCAAGCUCGGCAGCUGCACUUUGACUUGGAAUCAUCUUACAACUCUUUUAUGGCUGCAUUGCCUACUGCAGGGACUUAAUUCAAGGUUCUCAACCAGCUACACUUCGAAUUAGAAUUGUCUUAGAACUCUUCUAUAGUGGUGUUGCCCACUGCUGAGACUUAGUUCUUGGUUCUCAGUAAGGUUGUAAAUAAAUGGGUACAUUUGUUUCUGUUAACAAAUUCCAAAAAUUUCUGAAUUUUGCAUUUAGUUGGAACUCAAUGGGAUCUAGCAAUUUGGAAGGAUAUUUAUUGCUCUUCUACUUCUCAUAUGCUUGAGAAGGUGGGAUUUUUGCUAAUGUGAUCAAUAUCUCUGUUUCAUCUGUAAAAUGCUGUCUUCUGUUAUGGAAAUUAAUUGUGUUGAAGAAACAUUGGAACAUAUUCAUUAUUCAGUAUAACUUAAUAUUUGUUGGUAACUGUA